AGACACAUUCUCCUAUCCUCACCGCAUCGAUCGCUCUUCUUCCUCCACUCCCUCACACGCACACAUGCAGCCAGAGCUUAGCUUAUAUCUCCCCACCUCGCGCGUAGGCAACACACACAAACCAAAGCCCUCCCCCUUCAAACGCGCGCAGCUAGCCAUGGAGAGUGGUGGCAUCAUUGCGACAUGUACUCCCCAAUGAUUGAUCUCUCGUCGUCUCUUCUCCCAACCACCACCACCUCGUCGUCCUCCACCUCCUCUCCUGCCGGCCUCACUACAAAAUGACCAGCAACAACAACCAGAACAUCAGCAGCUGCAGCACCGGCGGAAGCGACGCGGCGGCCGGUGGCAGCUGGCUGGGUUUCUCCCUGUCGCCUCACAUGGCGCCCAUGGACGCGGCGGACGGCUCCAACGGCGUGCAGGUGCAGCAGCACCACGGAGGCCUCUUCUUCCCUCCCGUCACCUCAUCGCCCGCGCCCUUCUGCUACUCCCUCGGCGGCCAAGAUAGUGUCGCCACGGCGGGCGCCAAUGGCGGGGGGUUCUUUCCUGGGCUCUCCUCCAUGCCGCUCAAGUCGGAUGGCUCCCUCUGCAUAAUGGAGGCCCUCCGGAGAAGCGAGCAAGAACAACUCCACGGGGUGGUGGUGUCGUCGGCAUCGCCGAAGCUGGAGGACUUCUUGGGCGCGGGCCCCGCGAUGGCGCUGAGCUUGGACAACUCCAGCUUCUACUACGGCGGCCACGGCCACCACCACGGGCACGCCCCGGACCACGGCGGCUUCCUGCAGCCGCUGCAGUGCGCCGUGAUCCCCGGCGCGGGCGCGCACGAUGUGUACGGUCACGCGCCGCUGGUGGACGAGCAGUCCGCCGCGGCGAUGGCGGCUAGCUGGUUCUCCGCCCGCGGCGGAGCCAGCUACGACGUCAACGGCACCGGCGGGGGACCCAUCAUGCCUGGGCCGGGCCACCCGCACCCGCUCGCGCUGUCCAUGAGCUCCGGCUCCGGGUCCCAGUCCAGCUGCGUCCACCCCCACGCCGACGCCGUCACCGAGUACAUCGCCAUGGACGGCAGCAAGAAGCGCGGCAGCGGCGGCGGCGGCGGCGGGCAGAAGCAGCCCACCGUCCACCGCAAGUCCAUCGAUACCUUCGGCCAGCGCACGUCGCAGUACCGCGGCGUCACCAGGCAUAGGUGGACGGGGAGGUAUGAGGCGCACCUCUGGGACAACAGCUGCAGGAAGGAGGGCCAGACCAGGAAAGGCCGACAAGUUUAUCUCGGUGGGUAUGACAUGGAGGAGAAGGCCGCGAGGGCGUAUGACUUGGCGGCGCUCAAGUACUGGGGACCGUCCACGCACAUCAACUUCCCGCUGGAGGACUACCAGGAGGAGCUGGAGGAGAUGAAGAACAUGACCCGGCAGGAGUACGUGGCUCACCUGAGAAGGAAAAGCAGCGGUUUCUCGCGUGGUGCUUCGAUUUACCGAGGAGUGACCAGGCAUCACCAGCACGGGCGGUGGCAGGCGCGCAUCGGUCGCGUCUCCGGCAACAAGGACCUCUACCUGGGCACAUUCACCACGCAGGAGGAGGCGGCCGAGGCGUACGACGUCGCUGCGAUCAAGUUCCGCGGCCUCAACGCCGUCACCAACUUCGACAUCACGAGGUACGACGUCGACAAGAUCAUGGAGAGCAACACGCUCCUCCCCGGCGAGCAAGUCCGGCGCAAGACGGACGGCGAAGACAGCACAGCCGCCGCGGUCUCUGAGAGCGACGCCGUCGCCAACGCUGCGGUAGCCCUGGUGCAGGCCGGCAAUGCAGCCGACUGGAAGAUCCAGGCGGCUGCGGCGCUGCCAGGUUCUGCGAGGACCGCCACACCGUGCGGCAACGAGCACGGCCACCAUCAGGAUCUCCUGUCGAGCGAGGCCUUCUCGGUGCUGCACGACAUCGUGUCCGUGGACGCUGGGAACGCGCGUGGCAAUGCCAGCGCGCACAUGUCGAACGCGUCUUCCCUGGCCACGAGCGUGAGCAACUCCCGGGAGCAGAGCCCGGACCGGGGCGGCGGCCUAGCCAUGCUCUUCGCCAAGCCCGCGGCGUCGAAGCUGGCCUGCCCGCUGCCGCUGGGAUCCUGGGUCUCCCCAUCGCCGGUGUCAGCGAGGCCCGGCGUGUCCAUCGCACACCUGCCAAUGUUCGCCGCGUGGACCGACGCAUGAACUGCAUAGUCUCUUAGCACAACCAUGGCGCUAGAUGGGGUUGAUAGGCAAAAACUACUCUUCACUUUGUUCAAUCAGGGCAUUUCAGUAGCUGGGUAAGGUUCAGUAGUAGUAGUGGUUCAAUUAGCUGGUGAGGAAUAGCUAGCCAUGCAUGCUUGGCCUCUUCUGAUUCCUCCUGCUCCGUUUGCGUUGCGAGAGGAGGUUUCUUUUUGUAAUACUGAGGCUAGCAACAGCAGGCAUGGAUCUCCUACAGUAGCCACACUAAUCUGGUGUAGGACGGUUAGUGUUCAACUGUUGAUCUCCUAACUUCA
Phragmites australis (common reed) is the source of this 2500-nucleotide messenger RNA. RefSeq names its product AP2-like ethylene-responsive transcription factor CRL5. NCBI's taxonomy places the organism in Eukaryota, Viridiplantae, Streptophyta, Magnoliopsida, Poales, Poaceae. Bases 279 to 2189 code for a protein of 636 amino acids. The transcript has 9 exons. Gene Ontology annotation, biological process: regulation of DNA-templated transcription. Gene Ontology annotation, molecular function: DNA binding; DNA-binding transcription factor activity. The record is from RefSeq and is a predicted model, not a curated record.